This is a messenger RNA of Rhipicephalus microplus (southern cattle tick), 1479 nucleotides long. Its product is annotated as nuclear pore complex protein Nup107. The record is from RefSeq and is a predicted model, not a curated record. Gene Ontology annotation, molecular function: structural constituent of nuclear pore. Gene Ontology annotation, biological process: mRNA export from nucleus; protein import into nucleus; post-transcriptional tethering of RNA polymerase II gene DNA at nuclear periphery. NCBI's taxonomy places the organism in Eukaryota, Metazoa, Arthropoda, Arachnida, Ixodida, Ixodidae. Gene Ontology annotation, cellular component: nuclear pore outer ring; nuclear pore.
AUGACCGCCGUUACCGCGUCGGUGCUGGUGACCAAACAUCCUGCCGUCAUCGCUACUGCCGGAAUAUACGCGGAUUUCAUGGAAGCCUACAAGGCCCAUACUAUUAGCAAGGACAUUUUCAAGCUGAUUGAUAAAUACGCUAGCCUGUGCGACAGUUACUUAGCCAAAGUGAGAGAAGUGACCGAGAGCAUGAUAUCUAGCAAGGACGAGCCGGUGUGGAUGGAAGCCAUGGCGUGCCAAACAUUGCUCACCGAAGAGCGAAACACUUGGAAGCUCACUGGUGCCCUCCUGCGUGACCGUCUCAAGGCUGACCAGUUCAUUGGAGAAAGUGGUGACAACACCAUCUUUUUUCCCGGAUCUCGUGAAGUUAGCGACAAGGAAAUCGUGGAGGCCCUCAUAGCGAGAGACUCGUUCACACGCCAGGCCAUACUCGUCGUCGACUGGUUGGAAAGCUGCGCGACGCAUCAGCAUGGCAUGGGCAAUGACGACGACAAGCUCGAGUACUUUGCUGAUGCAGGCUGCGCCUGGAAAAACACGCUGCACCAUGUGCAGUCCCAUGCCGACAUCGGUAGUGCACUGUCGUCUUACGUGACUGAACUAGACCCGGACGCGCCCUCGAGGGAGCGGCUACCGAUACACGAGCUCGACCGUGACAACGAAUUCCGCCUCUUCCGCAGUAUAUUCUUCCACCUGCGAGCCGGCCAACUGCAGCGGGCUCAAGAGCUGGCUGCCGACAAUGGUCAUUUUUGGCUAGCCGCCGCGCUCGAAGGAUGGAGGCCCUACCACGACCCGAACAACGGCAGCAUCUUGGGCGCCAAGACUAUGCAACCCGCUGAAGGCAACCUCUACCGGGACCUCUGGAAGCGCGCUUGCUGGGAAGCGGCGUCGAAUCCGACGUGUUCGCGGUACGAGCGCGCCGUGUACGGUUCUCUGUGUGGCAACGUACAAGCAAUGCUGCCCGCGUGUACCACAUGGGAGGAUCAGCUGUGGGCUCGCAUGCGCGCUGUGGUCGAUGUGUGCGUGGAGCAGGGCCUCCGCACUGCUACACAGCAGGCUAGACGCCUCGAACCACUGCCACCGGGAUACCCCAGUGACCGUGGAACCUUUGAGGCCGUUUUCCGUGAACUGCAGGUGGCUGUGGGCGCGAGGGAGACGCGAGACCAGAAGAUAAUGCACAUCCUGCAGCGAGGUGUGGUGAUGGACGAUGCUGUUUCAAUGGUCGAAGAGAUACACGACUGGGCAACCGCUCAGGCGAACGAACCGCCGCUUCUAACCAUGCGAUUUCUUGCUCACAUGGUACUUUUGCUACGACAAAUUAGGCGCUUGACCAGCACUGACGCGUGUAGCGCUCUUCUUUGCACCUACAUAGACAUGCUAAUCAACGAGGGCCAUGCCCGCUUGGUUGCCACGUACGCAGCCACUCUACCGGCCACCGACCAAGUCGCCAAGUACUCGCAGCUUGCACAGCCUCAAAACUAG